Molecule: messenger RNA, 597 nt
Organism: Rasamsonia emersonii CBS 393.64
Lineage: Eukaryota; Fungi; Ascomycota; Eurotiomycetes; Eurotiales; Trichocomaceae
Product: NADH:ubiquinone reductase (H(+)-translocating)
Exons: 4
Coding region: 1-597 (198 amino acids)
Biological process (GO): mitochondrial respiratory chain complex I assembly
Source: RefSeq, a predicted model, not a curated record
AUGGCUUCCCAACAGACGGAAGUGAAGGUCUACCAGCCCAAGGAUGCAAUCUCGGCGGCACUCAAGACGACUGCGCUCACUGGAACGGUCGGGCUUUUUGCGUCCGCGGUGCAGAAUACCCUCGUCAAGCAGAACAUCGGACCAUGGGGCGUGUUCGUGAGGAGCGGCGGCACAAUUGGUAUCAUGGCGGCAAUGGGUGGUACCUAUGAAUUCGUGAAGACGGCGUCGGCAAACCUGCGAGAGAAGGAGGAUCAUUGGAACGUUGCAUUGGGAGGCUUCUUCUCCGGCUCACUCCUGGGUCUUCGAGCCCGGACCUUCCCGGCGCUGUUCGGCUACGGUGCGGCCCUGGCAGUCGCCCUGGGCGCCUUUGAAUAUACUGGAGGUACCUUGUGGGGUCGUGACAAGGAUCCAAACGUGGAUAAAUUCGAGGAGUUGGAGAAGUUGCGGAAAGCCUACAGAACUCCGGCUGAGGAGACAUUUGCGGAGCUCGGGGAAGGGAGAGGUAUCUAUGCCCCUGGAUACGCCGAGCGACGCCGCCAGAGAAUCAAGGAGGCAUAUGGCAUUGAUGUGCCCGUUACACAACCGCCUGCAUCAUGA